AUGCCGCCGUGGACGCUGUUCAGCAGGAAGCGUAGAUCGGUACAGCAGAACCCACCCACCGCCACCGCCAAUGCCACCGCCGCCUCAGCCACCGCCGCCAAUGCCGACAACAGCAGACGACCCAGGAGUGGUGGCCCUUCGGAGACUCCCAGGCCGGACCAUAUGACCUCCCUGGCAGCCAGCACCGCCAGACCGCAGACGGAUGCUACCGUCACCUUCACCAACAGCAGCAGCAGCAGCGGCGGCGGCGGCGGCGGCAGUGAGCAGCAGCAGCAGCAGCAGGUAGCGACAAGUACGACAUCGACUGUACCAAGAGGAGACGAGGCGGGCAACGACGGUGAUCACGACAAGACAACACGGCAGCUGGGCCGCGCUGACACGAGGCGUGCUCCGUUUCGCCUGUUCCGCAGCCGGUCGGCGCAUUUCCGGUUGGGCAGCAGCGGCGGUGGUGACGGCGAACCGAGAACGAGAUUGAGCUGGCAGGCCCCGCGCGAUGCCAAGAAUCGCGGCGGUGGGGAUCGUUCUGCCGCAGCCGUCGUGGAUGAGGAGGGCGAGGGCGCUCCAGCGAGGCUUAAAGAAGCUGCCAAGCCUGUCUCUGAAACGAGGCCUGUCAAGGCGAGGAAAUAA
Cryphonectria parasitica EP155 is the source of this 627-nucleotide messenger RNA. RefSeq lists its product as uncharacterized. Bases 1 to 627 code for a protein of 208 amino acids. Lineage: Eukaryota; Fungi; Ascomycota; Sordariomycetes; Diaporthales; Cryphonectriaceae. The transcript is spliced from 2 exons. The record is from RefSeq and is a predicted model, not a curated record.